UCGCUGACGCUGCCCUGUGUCAGCACGAUUACGCUUCCUGUGAAAAUGGGAUAAUAACAUUGGUACUUUUUAUUAAAGAAGUUUAUAUGUGCACUCUCUCUACUUCAGAUUAUUGAGGACCCUGUCCACGGCCCCAUGGAGUUCAAAAGCGACGUGCUGCUCAAGAUAAUUGAUACACCGCAGUUCCAAAGACUUCAGGACAUCAAGCAGCUCGGCUGCAGCUUCUCUGUGUUUCCUGGAGCAACACACACCCGAUUAGCGCACUCACUAGGAGUGUGCCAUCUUGCGGGUGAGUUCCUGCUCCCCCUACAGAGGAAUCAACCGGAGCUCGGUAUCAAAGACAAAGACAUCCUUUGUGUACAGAUCGCUGGUUUGUGCCAUGACCUGGGACGUGGACCAUUUUCUCACGUCUUUGAGAAUGACUUGCUUCCUAGACUUGGAAUCAAGAACAAGAAAGGCGAACCGCUGAAGCACGGUGACCUGACAUUGAUGAUGUUUGACCACCUGAUCGAGGAGAACGAUCUGAUGGACACGUUUAAACAGCAUGAUAUACAGGAGAAUGAUAUCCUGACUAUCAAGAGCAUGAUGGAAGGAAACGUUGAUGAGUGUAAUGAUCCGAGAAAACGCUUCCUCUUCGAGGUGGUGGUCAACAAGCGAAACGGAAUCGACGUCGACAAGUGGGACUCCCUGGCCCGUGACUGUCAUCAUCUUGGGAUCGCCAACAACUUCGAUCACAGGAGGUGCAUGAAGUUUGCCCGAGUGAUCCUCGUACCCGAGCACAAAGUCGAGGACGACAAAGGAGGGCGGGUGACUAUUCCAGAGGAACUGCAGAUCUGCUUCAAGAAUAAGGAAGCAGAAAACUUGUAUGAGAUGUUCCGCGGUCAACACACGCUACAGAGGAAAGCUUUGAAGCACAAAGUAACCAGUGUCAUGGAACACAUGGUCAUGGAAGCCUUGAUGAAAGCCGAUGAGCAUGUGAUGAUCUUUCCUGGAAAAGAUGGGACCAUGCUGACCAUGACGCAGACCCUGGAACAGCAGGACAUGCACGCAUUCACAUACAUGACUGAUACCGCCAUAGACCAGGUCCUGUCUUCGGGUGAGGUGGAGCUCAACGUACGUGUAGCUAAGGAGAUUGUGAAGAGGGCCAAGGCGAGGGAUGUCUACACGAGCGCCGGUGAUGUCCUCAUACCGCCACUCGCCAAACUCCGGAGUCCGGAUGAAAUCGCUGAAAAGAUCUCCAAGGCGGAUCUGGGACUUCCCGCUGAAGAUCUGGCAGUUAGAGUGGUGAUCAUCAACUAUGGACAGAAAGACAAGAACCCGAUGGACUCUAUCCGGUUCUACUCCAAGGAUAGCCCAGAUGAUGCAUUGGUCCUCGGAGAAGAUGAGGUAUCUUGGGUCAUUCCCAAGAAAUUCCAGGAGCGCUACGUUCGUCUCUACUGCAGAAAACCCGAGCAAGCCGCCAAGGCAGGGGAACGCUUCAAAGAUUGGUGUAGAAAGAAAAACUUCCCCAGAAGAGAAAAAGUGGCAAAGGUGCAAUCUUACUUGGGAAUAUAAUUAUAUGUUGGUAUUAGAGAGGUUUAUUUUGUAUUUUAGGAUUGUUUGAAAUUCGCUACU
This is a messenger RNA of Strongylocentrotus purpuratus (purple sea urchin), 1614 nucleotides long. RefSeq names its product deoxynucleoside triphosphate triphosphohydrolase SAMHD1-like. The coding region runs from base 136 to 1554 and encodes 472 amino acids. The transcript has 11 exons. Lineage: Eukaryota; Metazoa; Echinodermata; Echinoidea; Camarodonta; Strongylocentrotidae. Gene Ontology annotation, biological process: dGTP catabolic process. Gene Ontology annotation, cellular component: nucleus. The record is from RefSeq and is a predicted model, not a curated record. Gene Ontology annotation, molecular function: dGTPase activity.